AUGGUGAAGGCGGAACCGAGGACCUGGCCGCCCAUGAGGACGGCGAGGACGUGGGUGCGGGUCAGGGUGGCGAGCAGCAUCAUGCCGAAGCCGACGCCCUGGAUGUUGUCGAGCAGGCCCAGCCACAGCCAUAGGCAGCGCGAGAUGACGGCGCCGGCCACGGGGUUGCCGAUCCAGGGCAGGUACAUGCCCAUGCCCGACACGCCCCACAGCAUCUGGGCCCAGCGCGGCGCGGCGAGCCCGAUGGCCAGCAUGGGGAGCAGCCACGUGUGCUCGUCGGCCAGGCGGCUGAGCGCGUACAGGAUCACGGACCAGAGGCCCAGCAGGAAGAAGAUGGCCAGCAGCACCACGCCCCAGCCCGGGAUGAACUGCGACGAGAAGAGGAAGGCCCAGUUGCUUUUGGAUGAUGACCAUGGCGAAGAAGCAAGGCACGAUCUUGCGGCGGGCCAGCGAGAUGUAAAACCCGGGGAUGGUGUCGGGGGACUGCCGGUAGAAGUCGGGCAGGCCGAGGUAGACGACGAUGCCGAUGGCCCAGAGGAUGAAGCAGAUGGGGAUGCAGAUGACGACGGCGCGGGGCACCGACGUGGCCCCGAUGAAGCCGGCCACCGAGUACGAGCCGUUGGCGACCAGGGUGCCCCAGUACCAGAGGCCGAGCGAGUAGACCUGCGCGAAGCCCGUGACCACGAGGGCGCGCGUCACCCACUGCCGGGUCGGGGCGCCGCCCUCGUCGCCAAAGUUGAGCGCGAACGCGAUGGCGCCGUGGCUGGCCCCGGCCGCGUAAAAGGCCGUCGCGGCGUCCUGCAGCGGGCCCCUGACCUUCCACUCGGCGAUGAAGGGCGCCACGCCCAGGCAGAGGAAGGCCAGCCCGAAGAAGAACCAGGGAAUCGAGAGCGCGUACACGCUCUUGAAGUAGCGCGACAUGAAGAACCAGAUGAGCGACGUCGCGCAGACGAUCUGGUACGAGUUGAUGGAGAUGAUCUGGCCGAAGACGAGGAAGAAGGAGUAGAUGGGCCAGUCGCCGAUGCGGCGGGAGAGGAACCUAGAGGAGGUGGAAUGACCCGUCGGCGCCUUGUAUCCAUCCCCAAGCAAAAACUCAUCGUCCGUCCAGGGCGACGUCUGGCUCUCGUCAGAGUUGUCGACAAUGUGCAGACCACUCCUGGACGCGCUCCGGUGACGGGCCCUGCCACGACUGACGACGCUCGUGUUGCGGCUGUCGCCACCCCUCGACUGCGGGCGGCUUCCGCUCGGCGAACCGGGGCGCGAGCGGCUCGAGUCGCGCGUGAUGCCCAGCUUGGCGUUGCGGUACCUGGCGAACCACUCCUUCUCGCUCUUCUUGAGGAAGGUCUCGAUGCACAUGUCGGUGGUGGAGUUCUUAGCCGUCAGGUUCUCGUCCAGCAUGGCGCUGAACUCGUAGUAGAACUCCUCGUUGCUGUCGGUGAAGUUCUGGUCCACUUUUUGCAGCUUGAAGUCGUGCCGCUCGCCCACCACGUCCUUGAGCGACAGCAUCGAGCUGUUGCGCGACUGCUGGUAGAAGCUUCGCGGCGGCGGCGUCGGCAUCCCCAGCAUGUCGCCCUCUGCACCCUCGGACUGCGCCCGGAAUCCCGUGCUGUCCGUCGUCAUGACCGAGAUGGUCGAGUCGCGGUUGCUGCUGGGGAGGUCCGUCCAGGGGAACCGCGGCGCGCUCAGCCGCGGCGUGUCGUCGGGCGCGCCGUAGGGGGACGCGAGGCCGGGGCUCAUGGGCGACGGGCCUAUCAGCGACCUCGUCUUGGCCGCGUCGGCGCCGGGAGAGGGCGGCCCGGCCGAGCUGCCGGGGAUGGGCGACAGCGGGCUGGCGUUGCCCAUGAGGCGGGUGUUGGGAGUCGGGCUCGGGGCCGACGGGCUCAGCGGGAAGAGGCUGCUGCCGGUGCGGCCUCCCGACUUCUUCCGGGCCGCCUCCUUGUUGUGGAUGCGGAUGGACUGGUCGUAGAGCGCGUCGAUCUGCAUGCGCCACUGCGCGACGGGGAAGCGCUGCUUGGCCGACCACGCCCGCAUCUGCGCGCGCUUCUUGGUCUUGCACUUGAGGGCCGACGUGAUGGCGUGCUCGAACUGGUACAGCAGAUGCUGGGGGCUGGUCGACUCGACCGUGUACCAGAAACCGGGCAUCUGACCCAGACCACCGACCCUGGCGCCGACGCCGAGGGCGCCCUUCCUGCCGAACUCGACGGCCACCAGGCCAAAGGGCUCGUCGCGCGACGGGAUCAGGGCGAACUCGGCACCGGAGAAGAUGUAAGGCGGCAGCGAGGUGAACUCGGGCUUGCUGAAGACGCGGCCGGGGUACUUUUGCAUCAGCUUCUCCAGCUUGAGCGCGGCGAACUUGCCGUACAGGUCGAUGACGGGACCGACGGCGAUGAGCUGCGUCUUGGGGUACCUCUCCAGCACGCUGGGGAAGAUGUCGGCGAUCAGGUCCACGCCCUUCUGCAGCGACCAGCGGCCGACAAACACAAACAGGUCCGCGUCCGGGUCGACGUGGAGCCCGGCCCACUCCUGAGCCUGCCGCCUGAGGUCGCCGCGCUUGGCCUCGGCCUCCUCGUCGAUCUCGAUGUCCUCGGGCUGCUGCUGCUGCUGCUCCGCCUCCUGCGACGGGUCCCAGUCGUCCCUGUCGGACGGGUCCGGGUUGGGCAGCUGCCCGAUGUUCUUGAGACUCCAGAAGAUGGGGUAGCGGGCCAGCGAGCGGUCGCCGUACUUCUUGGACACGCCGACGGCGCCGAAGCCGCGCUGGUGCAGACGGAGGUAGCUGGCGCCCGCGUGCAGCAGGUUGAAGACGGCGCCGUACUGGACGUACUGCGUCACGAUCUCGGGCGGGAGCCCAAACACCUCGCACACCUCCUUGCUCUCCUCGGGCGUCCGCAUGGGCCAGAGACCCUGGAACUCGGCGUUGUGCAGCGAGAGGCAGACGGGGAUGGUCUGCGGGAGCAGGUACAGCGGCGCUGCCGCCCCGUGGUAGUCGUUGAUGUGGUAGAUGUCCGGGCUGAAGCGGCGGAUGGCCUCGGCGAUGCAGCUGUUCCAGGCCGCGUAGAGGAUGCCGCUCUCGAUAUCGUCCAUGCGCGCGAUGUAAGGGUCGGCCUUGGUCUGGGCCCGGAAGAUGGGCGCGUCCAGGAUCACGUACGUGAUGUUCUCGUGGUAGUGGUACUGCACCUGCACCUCGUACGACGAGCCCAUGAUGUUGACAAACAUGGACUCGGCCGGCGUGUCGACGGGGUACUCGACGUCGCCCACCACCGGCACCACCCAGAUGAGGUCGCAGUGCGGGAGCGCAGUGCUCAUGAGCUUGGCCAUGACGCCGAGACCACCGAUCUUGAUGGAGAUCUUCCAGUCGUCAAUGUUGUACUCCAUGGUCGCGAUGAGGACCUUUCUGCGCUUGCCGUCCUUGCCUGCAGCAGCCGCGGCGCCACCGGGAGCCGGCGUGAGCGAGACCAUGGGCGACGGGGUGACGGUGGCCAUCUCCAUGCCCAUGCCCUUUUCCUUCUCCUUGGACAUGAGGUUGACGCUGGACAGGUUGAGCUUGAGGGGGAAACCCUUCUUCUUGCUGAAGCCCGACUUGUUGACCUUGACCUUGUAGAAACCUGCGACGUAGAUCCAUCCCGACACGGCGGCCAUGAUGACGGACCCGGUGGCGAGCAGGAACAUGAGGAUGAUCUGGACGGCGAUGUGUCCCUGGGGAACGCGCGUGAUGGUCCAGUUGGCGUCGUUGAGCUGGAUCUUCCACGACCAGUACGGCAUCGGGGGCGGGCCGGUGAUGUUGACGACGUUGUCGGCGAGCGAGCUGGGAGGGAGACGGUCGGCAACGCCAUCGCCGUCGACGUCGCCGUAGAUGAAGCUGGCGUCGGGCUGGCCGUCCGGGUUGAUGCCCCAGAUGUUGAACUGGAACUUGGCCGGCCACUCGUAGAAGAAGUGCUUCUCCCAGACGCCGGCCCCGGCCAGGGACAUGGUGUUGAGCACACCGGCGUCGUAGCCCCACUUGUUGAAGGGCCCGUGGAGGAAGACGUGCGGCAGCCGGCGCGGCGUGCCCCAGUUCAGGUCGCCGUGCUGCAUGAUGGACGACGUGCCGAGCGGCGCGCUGUGGUACUGCACCAUGACGUGCAGGCCCUCCCACGCCUGCUUGGCCGUUCCCUGCCACGUCAUGGGCGUGAUGGCCUCGGUGUUCUCGCCCGUGUAGGGCUGCCACGCGCUCCACUUGGAGCCCCAGUUGGUGCUGUACCGCCACUUGGUCGCUCCCGGCGCCGAGUGCGUGAUGCUCAUGGCGUCCUUGGUCCCCGAGAGCAGGCUGGUGGAGUAGUUGGCGUGCUGCGGCCAGACCACCGGGUUGUUGAGCUUGCCGAACCGGAAGAGGAACACGUCGCGGGCCGCCGUCGUUGCCGACCCGCCCUUGGCCGGCGCGUUCUCCACCACGACCUUGUGGAUGCCGUCGGCCAGAGACGUGAGCUUGGCCGACCAGAAGAAGACGGACGGCACGUAGCCCACGAGAUCCCGCUUGGUCGGCUUGUCGAUGACGCCGCAGGUGACCUGGGUGAUUCUGGCCGAGCUGCCGGUUCCCUCGCCGUCCUUGCUCGUGGUCAGGAUCUUGAUGGACUUGGUGAUGGAGUCGCAGUCGGCCAUCUCGACCGAGAAUUCCAGCCGGAGAUCCAACCGCCCGUCGGCAUACGUCGAGUCGAACGAGCUGUCGUGCCUCCCCGGGUUGUCUGCCGGGCCCGGAAUGAAGCCGGUGAUCAUGGGUGCCGUCUCGACAAAGAAGCUGCUGGGCACGUACGCCCGGUACUCGUAGGGCUUCAUGGUGAUGCUGCUGAUGCAGCCGGACGAAGAACCGCCCGUGAAGCCGUUCUUGACGGCCGAGCUCUCGAGCGUGAGGGUAUCCGCCUUGUUGAACAGGUUGACGACCUUUUCUCCGCUGUCGAACGGCGCCACAAAGGCAACAUGCUGGGCCUGGGAGUUGCAGUCAAACGUAUACGUCUUCUCGACGGCCUCGUUGUGGUAGACGAGCCAGACGUACGGCUCCGACUUGUUGGCCUUUUGCGCCGGCGACAUGAGUCCUCUAGCCAUGCCCCAGAUGCCAAACUCGGAGGGCGAGGAGCUGCCGCGCAGCAGCUCGAAGCGCGUCUGGUUCGCGAGCUUCUGGACGAGCCAGCCGUGCUCCAGCGAAGGGAUCUCCUCGCGCAGGCGGAACAUGUGCUUCAUCAUGUUGCGCAGCGGCGCCGAGGGGUCGCGGUGGUCGAAGCUCACCGCCAUGUCGUUGCAACCGGUCCGGCUCUUCUCGACCGGCCAGUCCACGUACACUUCGUUGUCUUUCUUGUAGCAGGCAUGCUGCAUCCAGGCCGGCGUGGGAGAGAAUGCCUGACGACCAAACACGUAGUUCUCGGCCGUCGUGUCGAGCACGUAAAACUCCUGCUCCUCGCCGUAAAAUACCAGAGGCGCGCCUGGCAGCAGCAUCGUGAUGAUGAAGAAGCCCAGGUUCCAUCUCUCUGUGCCCUGUUUGAUUCCUGGCCAUCGGAAAACGUCCUGCAUAUCGUUCCAAAACGUCGCCCAGUCAUCAGUCGGCAGAUCGUACCCUGCCUGGAGAUUGCCCUGGAGACCCAGGAACUUGGUGAGAUAGCGGUAGACCGAGUAGUGGAAGGCGCCGCCGUCCAGUGCGCUGUGGCCCUGCUCCCUGAGGAAGUACUUCUUGUCGGUCGAUCCCUUCAGGUCGAGCGCGGUGGUCAGGUCGGGCUUCAUGUCGGGCUGGCGACCACGGCCGAGGUAGACGGAUCCCAGCACGUUGCCGGCGGUGAUCUCGCCGACCACCAGGAAGUUGUCCUUGCCCACCUCCUUGGCACACUGACGCAUGGCGGUGCUCCACUCGGCCUGCGCGUUGAGCGUCACCUGCAUGGCCUUGUCGAUACGGUAGCCGUCAAAGUCCAGCAUCUGGAUGGCCAAGCACGAAAAUACCUUGAGCCUCGCCAUGACGGACGGUUGCCACUCGCGGAGACGGUCCUGGACCGAGGCGAACUUGGCCAGCUGACGCUUCCAGUCGGGGAAGACACCAAACGCUUCGAUGUCUCCAUAUUGGUCAAAGUCGCUGUUGUAGCAGCCCUUGAGCUUUGA
Messenger RNA from Pyricularia pennisetigena, 6114 nucleotides. RefSeq lists its product as uncharacterized. The transcript has 5 exons. Bases 1 to 6114 code for a protein of 2037 amino acids. Lineage: Eukaryota; Fungi; Ascomycota; Sordariomycetes; Magnaporthales; Pyriculariaceae. The record is from RefSeq and is a predicted model, not a curated record.